UUGGUUUAGUGACAUUAAGCAGGUGAAAGAAAUCCUUCGGCUGACUCUGAGACAACUGAAUAAAAUGAUCAUUUCGGGCAGAAGAUGCCUCCCUCUGUGUUGGGCUCUUCUCUUUUGUCUACUCGUAGAUUGUGUGGGUACAGAAAGCACCAUAGCCGCAGUGGGAACAGACGUCACUUUACCAUGCAACUAUAAUGCUCAGUACUACGGCAGGCUGCCUGCGUGCUGGGGUCGAGGAGCCAUCCCCAACAGUGGCUGUGCCAAUCAGGUGAUCAAGUCAGACGGGACAUCAGCGACCAGCAGGCUGUCAAAGCGUUACCUGUUCAUGGGUAAUCUCGGUAGAGGCGAUGUGUCGUUGACCAUCAGGCAGGUUGAGGAGAGCGACUCUGGGACAUACGGCUGCCGCGUGGAAAUACCGGGCUUGUUCAACGACCAGAAACAGCACCUGACUCUGACGGUGGUGGCAGUGCGCCCUCAUCCCCCGAAGGUGGAGACGAGAGAGGUGAAGGAGAGAGCUGUCACUGUUCGCUGGACUCCUGUGUUUGACGGCGGCAGGCCCAUCACAUCCUACAGGAUCGAUCUGAAAAGCAAACAGGCCUCCUGGGAUACUGCAGUAAGUACUGAAGUCCCAAAUCCUGAACUGACUCAGCUGACUCAGCUGGAUUUGCGUCCGGCUAAUACCUACAGCCUUCGCAUGUUCGCUACCAAUAGCGUGGGCACGAGCGAGGCCAGCAAUGUUCUGACAGUAACAACCAAAGAAGCAGCACCGGAGGGUCCUCCCCUGGACAUGGAGCUGGAGAGCCUCACUCCUCACAGCAUCAAGGUCACUUGGAAGCCUCCAAGGCCUGAUCUCAGAAAUGGGGUCCUUCGGAGUUAUAGCGUUAGCUACAGAGAGUAUGACCCCGCAGUCAGACAGUUCAAGAGGUGGCAGCAUGUAAGCGUGACCGCCACCAGGGAGCUAGAGAGCGUCGUCCUGAGCAACCUGAAGCCCUCCACCAGAUACGGCGUGCUUGUCCAGGCAAAAACAAAUGCAGGAAUAGGGCCUGCCUCAGUUGCACCUCUCUGCUCCACUCUGGAUGAGGUUCACACAACUUUAACAACUUCUACACGUAAGUCUACUUCUACUAGCAAGUCUACUUCUACUAGUGAGUCUACUACCACUGCUGCCACAAUGUGGAUACAAGACACUACACUGGUUCACACAACUUCAUUGGUUGAGCCUGUCACUGCUGUCACAGACUGGGAAUACAGCAGUACAAGUGUCACAUCAGUGCCCCCAGAUCCCCCGGUGGUUGAGUUAAAGGAGGUCAGAGAUAAUACAGUUUCUCUUUUAUGGACUCCUGGGUUUGAAGGUGACAGCCCCAUUACUGGAUAUUACCUGGAGUAUAAAGCAGUGAACGCCUCGUGGGAUUACACAAAGACAAUUGUAGACUUCAGCCCUAACCAGACAGAGGCCACAAUAAUAGAGAUAAAUCCCUCAACGUAUAACAUCCGCAUGUUUGCUCAGAGCAGCCUGGGCACCAGUAAAGCUAGCAACGUCCUCACCAUCACCACUGGAGGAACAGGUCAUCAGACAGAUGAGCAGGUUGCCACCAUACCCACUGACAGUCAUGCUGCUGUCAGCGUGGAGGAGAGUCAGAGCGGCCACCUCGUUGCCAUCGUGGUGCCGGUGGUGCUGCUGGUGGUCAUCGCCGCGGUUUUAACCACAUGGAAACUCCAACAAAUGAAACAGAAAAAGGGCAGCCUGAACAUGUGGAUGACAGGUGUAGUGCUGCGUUCCCACGAGGCCCUACAAGAGCUAUAAAACUCUGUUACUCACUUUAGCCAAGAAACUCACAAAUAAGCAGGAGUUUUCGUUUUCACAAAAGGUGCCAUAGAAGAUUGUAUAUUUCUGUUUCGUACGUCAUUGGGGGAAGAAACAACCUGCAUAUUUAGCUGAUUCACAUUAAGCAAAGGAACAAAUAAUCUGUGCUUUGUAAACUCCCGCUAAAGAAGCCCUGAUCAACAGUAGCAUGAUUUGGGUUUUAUACAGUAACUUCCAAUCUGUUUUUAAAAGGCUUUUUCAAUAACUUUCUCUCUUUCUAACAAUACAUAUCAUUUUUUUUACACUUUUAUAACAUUAACAGGUCAUUCAAUAAUUAUCAACUAUUUUCCUUUAUAGUAAUAAACUUCUACAGUUUUUGUUCGUUGACAUGGACUCUAUUUUAUUUUAUUGUUAUGUGUUAUGUUGUUUAUGGUUAAAGUUUUUGUUGAUUCAGCCACCACUGAAAAAAUAAAAAUAUGGUCAAUGAGCUGGUUAAAGUUUCAAAAGUCAUACAUGCAAGGUGAAAGGCAGUUAAUGAAUACAGAUUCAGUAUUGGUUGAAUUGUUAAAAAUUAAAGCUUGAUUUUUUUAAAAAUCCUGUUCUUUUGUUUAAAUUAUAGCUGGAUGUAUACAAGUGUCUCCCCUAACAUCUUCUCAGUAAAAAAAGGUUUGAUUCGUCACUGUAAAGCUAAAUAGCUUGCACUCAACAGGUGUACAUCAUUUUAAAAUUGAGGACGUGGUGUCAGUAUCAGUUCUUUCAAUUAAA
Molecule: messenger RNA, 2569 nt
Organism: Chelmon rostratus (copperband butterflyfish)
Lineage: Eukaryota; Metazoa; Chordata; Actinopteri; Chaetodontiformes; Chaetodontidae
Product: Down syndrome cell adhesion molecule homolog
Exons: 14
Coding region: 65-1804 (579 amino acids)
Molecular function (GO): protein binding
Source: RefSeq, a predicted model, not a curated record